Messenger RNA from Nyctereutes procyonoides (raccoon dog), 3050 nucleotides. It is a transcript of the gene MFAP5, whose product is annotated as microfibril associated protein 5. Gene Ontology annotation, cellular component: microfibril. The coding region runs from base 195 to 707 and encodes 170 amino acids. Gene Ontology annotation, biological process: embryonic eye morphogenesis. The transcript is spliced from 10 exons. The record is from RefSeq and is a predicted model, not a curated record. NCBI's taxonomy places the organism in Eukaryota, Metazoa, Chordata, Mammalia, Carnivora, Canidae.
CGUGCGCUCUCUCUCUCUCUCUCCCUCGCUCUCCCUCAUCUCAUUGUUUCAGAGUAGGCCAAAUUUGAAGUCCUUCCCAGGGAGUGGCUCUGUUCAUCUUAUUCUCCAGCCAAAGUAGAAACAGCGUGAGAAGGAGAGAGCCGCAUUCGGCAGCCAACGGACUCGGUGAAAAGAGCAGAGGAGAAAUACACAACAUGUUGCUCACGGGACCCAAGGUGCUGCUGUAUCUCACCGUGCUCAUCAUCCCCUCUGAGUGGACACCACUAGGAGUCAGUGGUCAACGAGGAGAUGAUGUGACUCCAGUGACACCAGAAACAUUUACAGAGGAUCCAAAUCUGGUGAAUGAGCCCUCUACAGACGAAACAGUUCUGGCCGAUAUCGAGCCUUCCACAGAUGACCUGGCUUCACCCAAUGAUAAAAAUACCACAACAGAUUGCCGGGAUGAAAAAUUUGCUUGCACGAGACUCUACUCUGUGCACCGGCCAGUCAAGCAAUGCAUUCAUCAGCUAUGUUUCACAAGUUUACGACGUAUGUAUAUCAUCAACAAUGAGAUCUGCUCCCGUCUUGUCUGUAAAGAACACGAAGUUAUGAAAGACGAACUUUGCCGUCAGAUGGCUGGUUUACCCCCAAGGCGACUCCGUCGCUCCAACUACUUCCGACUUCCUCCCUGUGAAAGUGUGAAUUUGCAGAGACCCAGUGGUCUGUGAUCGUCAAGCAGAAAGAAGAAUGUGUGGGAGGGAGGAAGAAAACGCUCUAACAAGAAGGAACUCCUUGUCCAACCAUUGUCAGCUAACCCAUAGACAUUAGUAUUUCUUAAACCAAUCCCUUUGCAGUACCUAGCUUUUGCCCCCACUCCCUGAUUUUUCACCCAGACUGAUAACAUAAGGUCUAUAUUAUUGCAUGGUUUCACCGCUUCUCAAUAUCAUAGACAUAGUAGAUUAAUGAUAACCAUGUGGCUUAUAUACAAACAUUCUACAUAGAAUUUCAAAGAAAAAUAAACUUUAGGUUAAUAUUUACUAUUGAAUCUGUCUGAAAUAGAUCUUAGGGUGGAAGAACCUAUUGCUGUCUAUUUAACUAGUCAUAGAACUCCAUUUAUUUAAGAAGAGUUUCCUAGAUUAACUCCCCACUCAUUUACAUAGUCCUCAUUACUCUUAUUUUAACUAUUUUCCUGGGAUUUGCCUGGCAGGUCUUCUUUGAGAAGAGUCAUGGUAAUUUCUGUAGUCUUAGAGAAUUCUCUGGAACCAAGUUAUACAAUCCUACUGGCAAUAUAUAAAGACCCAAGAUGACAUCUGCUAGGUUCGGAGGCCAAGGAUAAAGGAGAAGAGUAGACCAAUUAUGGAACUUGGACUAGUGGUCUCCUAUUCACUUUUUCAUGCAGUUGUACAACAAGUAGAGGUGCAAAGUCCCAUUUACCUACUCACUUUUGGUCAUAUGGAGGUUGGCCCACCCUCACAAGUUAGACAAUUUAAUGUGAAAUCAUAGCAUUGGUCUGAGGUUCCUUGAUUUGUUGCUACUUCUUUCAUCCUCAUCAAUAACCUGGAUCUGUAGAGAUCACCAUGCAAAUGGGCUCUGGAAGAGCCUGAUUUUUUUUUUUUUAAAUGUAAAACUGAUUUCUUUUCGUUAUUGAAAAUACAUCUACAAAGUAAUGCUUCUCAGUCCACACUGGGUACAUGUAUAUGUAGAGCCUGUGAUGGGCUGGCGAGAGGAUCAUCCAAGAGGACUUGCUUUCCAUAAGAAAUGGUUAGUAUUAAAAAAAAGAUCACACUGUGUAACAGAAUUAAUUAGACGUGAUUAAUUUUUGCUCUACUGGUGUCAUGAGAUGACAGCCACGGAUAUUAACUUUUGUAGUGUAUUUCCCAAAUACAGCCUCAGCAUUAAACGGUUACUUUACCACAGCCUAAUGUUAACUUUUUUGUACACAUGUAACGCUCAUGAUCUAUAUAGAAAAUAUCUCUGUGUAUUGGAGAGUGUAUGUCUAGAUUUUCAAUCUGUUAGCAUAAUUAAGUCCAUUCUUCAUCAUUUUCGGUCAGAAACUCAAGCACAGCUGGUACUGACAGCUCCCAUUCCAUGUCUUUGAGUGAAUACUCCUUAGGGGGUAAAAAAAUUAAUCUCUAAAUCUGGGAGCUGCCUCGCCUGAAACUAAUGCCCCUGCUGGUUUUCUCUUGGAACCACACUGACAAGCCUGGAAGAGCCUGAUUUGGGGCUUAAACAGGCAGACCAAAUUUACCUAAUAGUUUAUAAAAAAAGUGUUAAAGAAAGACAAUAUUCAGACAACUACAUUCUUAUCCUGGCUCUAGCAAUAAUCGGGUAAACCAAGAAACAAGUAAACUAGGUUUAAUUUCCCAUCUUUACACAACAAAGUUAAUUUUAUGUUGGUUCUACAGUUUCUUUCCAUUCUGUGAUUCUCAAGGUUUAAAUGCAUCAUUCAUAUUUCCUGAAGCCUAGAGGCAGUCUAAUUCACAACCACCUCAUCUGCUUUAUAACGGGAGAAAUAUCCUCUAUGAAGACAGCAGUCUACAACAUAAUAGACAAAAUUCCCGUUAUAAGUGACCAGUUACAUACUACACAGAUCCUUCUAUCUGAAUAACUUAGUAACAUUCCAAAAAAGCCUGUGGAAUUUAAUUAGGAAGUCAGGGAAUUCGAGGCAAGUUACAAAAAAAAAAUUCCACUCUACUUGGUAGGGUUGAAAGAAUUCAACUAUAUUAAUGUGCAUCAGACUCUUGCUAUUAAGAAACAAUUUAGUUUAAUGGGAUUUGUACAACUGAUUAAAGAGAAAUGCUAGGAAAAGACCCAAAGUAUGUAAGCUCUGCUCCACAUCCUCUAAAAGUAUUUCUGUAUAGAUCUAUCUAUUAAGUGAAUAUUAUACCCACUGUAAAGAAAUCUCAUAGGCACAGAAUUUCCAAGAAUCAUUUAAGAAUCUCACCAUGAACAUGACCCUCCUACCGUAUAUUGAAUGAAGUGGCAUUCCCACCACAAAGCACUUCAAUUCCCAGUAUUGUGUAUACUUCAAAUUAAAUGUUUUAAAAUAAAUUUUUCUUCAUUCCUUUUCA